Chondrus crispus (carragheen) is the source of this 261-nucleotide messenger RNA. RefSeq lists its product as hypothetical. The coding region runs from base 1 to 261 and encodes 86 amino acids. The transcript has a single exon. Lineage: Eukaryota; Rhodophyta; Florideophyceae; Gigartinales; Gigartinaceae. The record is from RefSeq and is a predicted model, not a curated record.
AUGUGUAGAGGAAUCCACUUCAAGAAAGUGGUUGUCAAAACUGUGGAGCCAACUGCACAUGUGCUAGGUUCGGCUUCGUGUCAUGCAUUGGUACGGCGGAAGCAAGUAGAGGACAGAAGCACCUAUACGUGCGCUCGUAUCCGCCUGCACCGAGCGAUUAAGGACACUGUCAUUCAUGUUCCGCUUCGUAGAGUGAGGUGCGGUUCUAUUUCUGAAGCCCCGAUUGCCACGUUAUUUUUCCAGGCUUACUCUCCGUUGUGA